AUGGCGGCCGUGCUGAGGUGGAGGUUGCGCCCCGGGGAGAGAGAGGCGGAAGAGGUCGAUCUUUCACACUUGUCUCCUGAAGAGAGAUGGAGGGUGGAGCACGCGCUGAUGCACGCCAAGCACCGCGGGCACGAGGCCAUGCACGCUGAGAUGGUGCUCAUCCUCAUCGCGACGCUCGUGGUGGCACAGCUACUGCUCGUGCAAUGGAAACAGCGGCACCCGCGGUCCUACAACAUGGUCACCCUGUUCCAGAUGUGGGUGGUUCCUCUGUAUUUCACCAUCAAACUCUACUGGUGGCGGUUCCUGGUCGUCUGGGUGCUGUUCUCGGCAGUCACAGCUUUCGUCACCUUCAGGGCCACGAGGAAACCCCUGGUGCAAACAACGCCCAGGCUGGUUUAUAAGUGGUUUCUGCUCAUAUACAAGAUGAGUUACGCCACCGGCAUCGUGGGGUACAUGGCUGUCAUGUUUACGCUCUUCGGUCUGAACUUGUUAUUCAGAAUCAAACCAGAAGACGCGAUGGACUUUGGCAUCUCUCUCCUCUUCUAUGGUCUUUACUACGGGGUCCUGGAGCGAGACUUUGCAGAGAUGUGUGCAGACUACAUGGCCUCCACCAUUGGGUUCUACAGUGCCUCGGGGAUGCCCACCAAGCACCUCUCCGACAGCGUCUGCGCCGUCUGCGGGCAGCAGAUCUUUGUGGACGUCAACGAGGAGGGGAUCAUCGAGAACACGUACAGGCUGUCCUGCAACCACGUCUUCCACGAGUUCUGCAUCCGGGGUUGGUGCAUCGUGGGGAAGAAGCAGACGUGUCCAUACUGCAAAGAGAAGGUGGAUCUCAAGAGGAUGUUCAGUAACCCGUAUCCUUUGUCUGGGAGAGGCCUCACGUCAUGUACGGGCAGCUGCUGGAUUGGCUGCGCUACCUGGUGGCCUGGCAGCCCGUUAUCAUCGGCCUGGUGCAGGGCAUCAACUACAUCCUGGGCCUGGAAUAAGGGCUGGCAGCCCCCCCGUCCCCCCACCCCCACCAUCCCCUCCAUGGGCACAGCACAGCGCCGGCCGCAUCCGUCCAUCCCCACACGGAGGGGUCCGGUCCCCCCUCGGUGUGUGUGGAGGGGAGGGGGUGGCAUUGACAUCAACACGGACUCAGCCCCUCGCUCCCAUCUGGGAUCCGGACCUGGUUUUUUAAUGAUUCUUUCCAUGAAGGUAUUUAAGAACGAAACGAAACCAAAACUGGGCUUUACGUCAAUGAGAACGGAUCAGCCCUGGAGGCGACGGGGCUGGAUCUUCCAUUGCGUGCAGCUUCUAUUGCUCUCUAUGGAUGAACUGAGGCUCAUCUCUGGGUUAUUCUGGCCUUGGGAAUAGGCCGAAACAGGCGCGAAACAGGCGCACAGCGACUCUGAAAUGGACCCGACUUUGAUGGCAGGGAGAGGAAAGAACCGAACCCGAACCCAAGGGCAUUUUGUACAUCGUCUUUUCUACAUGCCCUGCUGUCGGGAGCCCUGGGGGAACCUAUGGACACCUAUGGACACCUAUGGGCACCUAUGGACUCCUGUGGGCACCUAUGGGCUCCUAUGGGCACCUAUGGGAUCCUAUGGGCACCUAUGGGCUCCUAUGGGCACCUAUGGGCACCUAUGGGCACCUAUGGAAACCUAUGGUAUCCUAUGGGCACCCUAUGGACUCCUAUGGGCACCUAUGGGCACCUAUGGGCACCUAUGGGCACCUAUGGGCACCUAUGGGCUCCUAUGGGCUCCUAUGGGCACCUAUGGGCUCCUAUGGGCACCUAUGGGCAUCUGUGGGCUCCUAUGGACACCUAUGGGCACCUAUGAUCUCCUAUGGCCAACUAUGGGCACCUAUGGGCUCCUAUGGACGCCAAUGGGAACCUAUGGGCUCCUAUGGCCACCUUUGGGUUCCUAUGGGCUCCUAUGGGCUCCUAUGGGCACCUUUGGGUUCCUAUGGGCACCUAUGGGCUCCUGUGGGCAACCUAUGGACACCUAUGGGCUCCUAUGGGCACCUCUUUGGUUGGCGGAUGGAAGGAGCCGCGGUGGGGCUGGAGGAGGAAGCAGCUCCGGCUUCGUUUAGAGCCGUGACACCGGGGUGACGCUGAUCCACGCGGCCGCAUCACACGGACGCCACGAUGGCUCAUCCCACCUCUUCCCCUUCCCCCAUCAUUCCCGUUUUAGGGCCCAAAACGUUUCGUUGGGUGUCCAUGCCCUAAAAUGAUGGACGAGAUCCCGCCCAGCGAUGGGGAUGGUACGGUCGAUCGGAAAUAAAACGUCUCCAAACGGA
Messenger RNA from Coturnix japonica (Japanese quail), 2280 nucleotides. NCBI's taxonomy places the organism in Eukaryota, Metazoa, Chordata, Aves, Galliformes, Phasianidae. The record is from RefSeq and is a predicted model, not a curated record.